Molecule: messenger RNA, 581 nt
Organism: Corylus avellana
Lineage: Eukaryota; Viridiplantae; Streptophyta; Magnoliopsida; Fagales; Betulaceae
Product: mitochondrial import inner membrane translocase subunit Tim9
Source: RefSeq, a predicted model, not a curated record
CGUUAUAAAAAUGAACUUACGACUCAGUUGCGUAGAAAGAGGUACAGUGAUUUCAAUAUGGACAAGAGCAUGCUAGGAGAUCUGGAUAAUCUUCCGGAGGAAGAUAAGCUCAGAAUGUCCUCCAUGAUCGACCAGCUCCAGAUUCGUGAUAGCCUGAGGAUGUAUAAUUCACUAGUGGAGAGAUGCUUUAAUGAUUGUGUGGACACCUUCAAGCACAAAUCCUUGCAAAAGCAAGAGGAAACCUGCGUGCGGCGAUGUGCUGAGAAGUUUCUAAAGCAUUCAAUGCGUGUUGGCAUGAGGUUUGCCGAGCUCAACCAAGGAGCAGCCACACAAGAUUGAACUAUUUAAAAACCAACGGUGGAGAAGCCAUUGCUUUUUUAAGUUGUAGACGAGCAUUGCUUUGUUCCUCUAUUUGUAUUUCCCCUUCGCUUGUAUCCAAUGAAAAUCUGAACAUUGUAGAUACAUGCAGGAUAACUUGUUAUUAAUAAUUUCAAGCAAGAGAUCGACCGUGCUAAGUGCUAAACCCCUGAGCGGUUUUGUAGAAAUUUUAUGAAUGAAUAUAUUUAUUCUUUUUUUUUUUU